Oncorhynchus tshawytscha (Chinook salmon) is the source of this 5410-nucleotide messenger RNA. Its product is annotated as sterile alpha motif domain-containing protein 12. Gene Ontology annotation, biological process: cell surface receptor protein tyrosine kinase signaling pathway. Gene Ontology annotation, molecular function: protein binding. The record is from RefSeq and is a predicted model, not a curated record. Gene Ontology annotation, cellular component: cytoplasmic side of plasma membrane. Lineage: Eukaryota; Metazoa; Chordata; Actinopteri; Salmoniformes; Salmonidae. The transcript has 5 exons. The coding region runs from base 16 to 654 and encodes 212 amino acids.
ACAAUUUGGACCUGAAUGCCAAAAUCAAGGUGCUCAAAUUUGACCUAUUUUGCAGACCCCGCCAUCUGUGUCUUCAUCACUGGAGAAGAUGAACAGUUGAGAUUGAAAUCAUUUCAAAGCUUACAAACAGCUGUCCACUGCAACCUGACCCAGAAUGGGAUGGACCACCAGAUGUGCCCGGACGAUGUGACCUCUCACCUGGAGGAGGAGCCUCUGGACCAGGGUGCCAUGCUGGACGACGACAGCCCCACCUAUCAGGACGUGAGCCCCGGGUACCAGCGCCGCUCACCGCCCCAGCGCUCCGUCUCCGAGUCAGAACUCUCACGUUCGGGGAAUGUAAAGCUGUCCAAGCCGGUGGCCCUGUGGACCCAGCAGGACGUGUGCAAGUGGCUGAAGAAGCACUGCCCCAAGCAGCACCAGAUCUACAGUGACUCCUUCAAGCAGCAUGACAUCACAGGACGGGCUCUGAUGAGAUUGACGGACAGGAAGCUGGAGCGAAUGGGCAUCAUGCAGGAGGGCCAACGGCAGUACAUCCUCCAGCAGGUCCUGCAGCUCCGCGUCAGAGAGGAAGUCCGAACCCUGCAACUACUCACGCAAGGUAUACAGCGCAUUCGGGAAAGUAUUCAGACCCCCUCUCUGGAGUGUUCUCCGUAGCCCGGGCGUUCCAGGACACCAGCUGCCAAAAGGACCCAGUCUCCCUCGGACCUCCUACAUCUGACCCCCUCCCCCCACCAAUCAGAGCUGUCCUGACCCCAACCUUAAUCCUAACGCCAAGCUUAACCCCAUGCUUAGUCCCAAAACCUCAAACCUUCACACAAGUAAAUUCAUUGGCUUGUCCAGUGACUUAUCAUCGACAUUCUAUCACUUUCUUGCCUUUAACAAAGCAUUCCCACUACAUUUGUCCCUAUGCCACCCCAACUCUCCUACCCCUUUCGCCCAGGACAUUCUGAGAACAAGCAUCAAGAGCUGGACAACUUAUCAACCCUCAACCGACGAUCCAACCACAAAGACUGUGGAGAACAACAAUAAAACACACAUGUCAAAUAUGGCAUCAACUUGAAAAAAACGUCUAUGUUAAUUCCUCCUUGGCCGUCCUAUGUGAAUACAACCCCCGGGAUACACCACUGAGCCGGUGUGUAACAUUCUGUUGACUUCUAAUGGUGACUUUAUAGACAUAUUGGGUACACCAGCCUUUCGCUCUUACCCUCCGUCUUCUUUCUCUCGGUCUCUCUCGCGCUCUGUCCUCACUGACUAUGUCGGCGCAGCGAGAGGGUGACACAUUUUGCACUUCUAUAUGUUCCCUUUCUCUUUCACUCUCUCUCCCUCUUUUUCCGACUAUUGUCUGCAUUGAUUCUGUGCAUUGUCAGUGUCUGGGCUUGCCUGGUGAAAAUAUUGUCUCGGUUGUCCUAUCUGUGUCCUCUGCCCUGCUCCACUCUCUCCCUCCUUCACUUUGUGGGUCGCUCCCUCAGUGAACUUCACUGCGAAUACGUCCAGGUGUGGCAUGAAGAGAGAGAACCAGGUGAAAAGUAAACGACUGAUAACCUACAUGGGACAAUUGGUGGGUUGAGAGAUGUGGUUGAGAGAGAACCAGGCAAGUGCUUCUCUACUGAUGAAGAGACCAUAAAGAAGAAAAAGAUCACACUGAAGACCCCCCCCCUUUCCAUUUUAAAUAUGAGCUGUAUUGAAAAUAGUGUAGAAAGGAAAAUGUGCAAAAAAGCAUGUACCAUGUGCAAAAAAACAUGUACCAUGUGCAAAAAAACAUGUACCAUGUGCAAAAAAACAUGUACCAUGUGCAAAAAAACAUGUACCAUGUGAAAAAAACAUGUACCAAGUGCAAAAACACAUGUACCACGUGCAAAAAAACAUGUACCAUGUGAAAAAAACAUGUACCAAGUGCAAAAACACAUGUACCACGUGCAAAAAAAAACAUGUACCGCGUGCAAAAAAAACAUGUACCACGUGCAAAAAAACAAACCAUCCAAUGUCUGCCAAGUCUAUCAGAGACAUGGCAUUUAUCUCCCUCGUUGUUUUAUGACAAACUAACUCUUUGCUGUAACUGUUAAUGUGAAAUGGCCAUUCACUGUUAAUAUAAAGGCCUUUUACUGUACUUAGAAGCACAUGGAACUGUCAUGCCAACAAUCCCGUCAAUUGCUUGGGCCAUCGUCCUCUAUAUGUGUGUUUUCAAACCCUGUAGCCAGUAUGCUGGAGUGAUUCCUAUUACCCAUGUAUCACUACCACUGUAGCAUGACCUAUUGUCACCAUCACAACAACUUUCUCUCUGUGAAUAGGAAUAAAUGGGGAUCCCCAAAAAAAUAAAUGGCUGUCAAGAAAUGGAAGUAGGGGAAUUCCAACCCUGGAGAAAGCCAUUGGUUUAGCUGAAUUUAAUUGCAACAUUGGGUCUUGUGUUACGAGUGUCCAUUGUUUGGAUUGAAGCUUGGCUUAUGCUGUGUAGUUGGUGGUUGGCCCAUUAGUAGCACAUUUAAUAGUAUUGAUUAAACCUUCAGGACUGUGUAGACCUACAGGCCUGGAAUAGCCCAUCCCUGACAUUGGAGAGGUAAGGAAUGCUGAUACUUAGUCACAUGGGAUGAAGUCAUUCUUAGCUAAACACAAGUGGCUAUUUCAUGCUUCGGUGGAGAUCUGGUGUCAGUAUCUCUCUUGGCUAGUGGGGGCUGCCUGCCCUGCCUGCUGCCAGUUGGGGGACCUGGCACCUUCUUUUCACAUCAUCUGGAUGUCGAUAGCCGAACUGGGAGAAGUAGUCUACAGUAUUAACCCAAGGCAGUGUUUGGAUAAAGAAAAAAAACUCCUGGAACUGUAACAUGGGCUGCUCCUUCCUGCCAACUAUAACUGGGCUGUAAAAUGAGUUAUUUAGUAAAGGAAGUAUUAUGACUUUGUAUAUGGUAACUCACCAUGUGACUUUCAGGGCAUUUCGAACCUGGGUGUGUUCAUUAGGGCACACCGGAACCGUUUUGCGACGGAAAACCAGACCGAGCGUUUCUUAUUGGACAAGUCCAGGUAGUCCCAUGUUUGAACCCAUUUUCUCCCGUUUGGUGCCUAAUGCACAUGACCAUGCCAGCUCUGCCAAGGUGCCCGAGGACUUUCCUGAAAUGGCUAUUUCCACAAUCCCCUGAUACAUUUUUUACGCUUUUGGAAUUUAUUCAUUGGCACUUUACUAGUGCACUGUUACUCAAGAGAAACCUUACUUUCUUAUUGCACAAGACAAACCUUAGUACAUCACCCACACAUACAUGCAAAUGGAAGCAGACUUACAAGGAAUUAUGUGACUACACAGUCAGACAUUACAUUCACAUGUGUAUAUAAAUACAUAUGCCUAUAUUAUGCACGCGCAAACACAAACACACAUAGGACACAUACACAUUAACACACUUAAACUAAUACAACUGUUAAAGGGAUAGUUUGGGAUUAUGUUUCCGAGUCCACUAUAAAGGAAGUUAGCAUUGGCUCGUGAAACUACCUCUAACUAGUUUAGGGCAAAGACUAGAACCUAUCCCUUUACAGUUUUUCUCAAUCGCGUAUAAGCAGUUUUUGUGUCUGUGUUGGAACAUCUAUAGCAGAAAACCGCAAUGAUGAAAUGCUCGAAUACAUUUACAGAACUUCUGGUCAUAUCUUAGAUCACCGUUUGCAAAACACUUCAUUCAAAUGUCAUCAGUGACUACAAAAUGUACUGUUACGUGUUCUGUUCACAUAAUAUAACACAAUUACGGCCCUGCUACACUAUAGCCAUCGGGCGUCUGGCGUUGCCAUCAGCUGUUGAGAAAAGGCUUCCUUUGAAAUCGAAGAAAGCUGCUUCCCUGUCAGUGUUGCAUCACGUCCAAUGGCAGCAGCGCCCAAGCUCAAGAAUCGCCAUGGUGAAAUUGUUGAUGGCUGAUGCGCGAGUUCAUUCUAUCUUGUGAAUUGAAAUAAUGAGAAAUAAAGUUGCUUUUGGUUGCAUAUGGCUUUGACUACACCACGGGUUAUUUUACGUUCACAAUGUAAACAAAAGCAACUUCCGUAAUUAGAGAACAGAGAAUCAUUUAAUACAACUAAUAGGAACAGCUUAAUCAGUACUUCUGAAAAACUGGACAAAAGAUAUUGUACUUAGGCAUAAUUGAUGAAUACGGAACUGUACAUUUGGGGAAAAUAUAAUGAAGACGCUCUCAAAACAACACGCUAUGUGACACAACGCUGGUGGCAUAGCAACGAAAAGCUUAAAUCAGGAGAGAACUUUGUGCGAUUUGUGUUCACUGUUUCCGGCAAUCCGUAUACUGCACACAAUUCUAAAUCACCCCAUCAGUGUCAUAUUAUGUAGCCCUAAAAUAUAUGGAAAGGUCUAGAUGACUGUUGGGACUGUCUAGUUGUUAUGACAUUAUUUUUUGACAAUAUUGCAGACAUUCAGAGAUGCACAUAAUUAAGUAAUCAUGCGGCCUAUUCAUAUCAGUUGUGUUCCUCCACCUUACCAUAUUUCUAUUGCGUAUGGUUUUUCUGUGAACCAAUGGAAAGUCUACAGGACAAUGAACAAACCUGCCUUUGUAUUGAGUACAUGGAAUUGGAUUGUGAUGAUACUGAUGAAUGAAUCGUGUGCACACAGUGCUUUUUUUUAUCAGGACUAUUUGAUAGAGUAUGAAAUUGUUUGGUAAAAUAUGCAUAAAAGGACAGGAAUUGCCCAUAACUCUGCACCUUUGGAUAGUUGUACUUCUACUUUUGAUCAUCAUGAUUUUGUGACUGUAAAUAAAAUGUAUUGAUCUACUGGGAUUUGUAAAAGCCAGACUAACUUCCUGUUUUGUCUGCUCGGACUCAAAAGAGAAGUUUGGUUGCGUUCAUCUUUCUGUAGGUAGUGGUGUUCUUUUGAUGAAUCUAUUAGCAAUGUUGAUGGUAGGCUAUAAUAUCAUUUUGAUGAAUGUAUUUUAUGUUUUGAGAAGGCAACUACAUUUUUGAAAAGGCAUUUGACUCUUUUCCAAAAGUCCACGGAGUUCUGUGUCUGGUGAACACUGUUUUGAAAAUUGACAACAUUGUUCCAAAAAAUGCUUGAAAUCGAUUGAGAAAAACGAAUGUAUGAUUUUUGGCCAGUUUGACAGCAUGUUUUUUUUUUACUUUCUGGUGUUUUUUUUGUAUCAAACAGGCAUGCAGACCAGGUCUUCAGCCCCCCCCCCACACACACACACACACACAUACACACAUAAUCUACAUAUAGGGUGCCUAAUCAUGGAUAUCAAUGAAAUAUUAUAAAUAUCUUAAUAAAUCUAUUAACCUGUAUACUGUAGUGUACAUUACUGAGCAUACCUCACUGCAUAUUGUUUUUUUACACAUAUACCACAUUUUCUUUACACACUGUAUUGUGUUAUGUGUAGACUAAUACAGCAGACAGGGACUGAAUACCUUUCUUCAGUGCUGAAUAAAGAGUGAAUACACAGAU